Physeter macrocephalus (sperm whale) is the source of this 1001-nucleotide messenger RNA. RefSeq names its product solute carrier family 7 member 6 opposite strand (gene SLC7A6OS). NCBI's taxonomy places the organism in Eukaryota, Metazoa, Chordata, Mammalia, Artiodactyla, Physeteridae. The record is from RefSeq and is a predicted model, not a curated record. Gene Ontology annotation, biological process: developmental process. Bases 32 to 955 code for a protein of 307 amino acids. The transcript has 5 exons.
CGCAUUCCCAUAGUGCUCCACGACAGCUGCUAUGGAGGCCGGCAUGACAGCGGUCCUCCGCGUGAAGCGGAAACGCAGUGCGGAACCCGCUGAGGCACUUGUCCUUGCUUGUAAACGCCUCUGCUCCAGCGCAGUUGAGUCGGGAGCCCAAAAGACGCCUCCGGAGGAUCUGGAGAGAGCAGCAGAAAAUGUCUUCCAGUUGGUGGCCACCGUGCGCUCCCAGGAGGAGCCAGUACAGCCGCUUGUGCGAGCCGCCCUACGCCCGUCCCAGGGCAGCCAGCAGCGUAUCCGCCGUCAUCUCCGUGCGUCGGCUCGGGAGAUCCGGCAGAACGGCCGCUACAGGGUAGUCUCUAGCCGCCGAUCCUCGGGAAUUCCUUUGGGCGGCUUGGGGUCCGAGGACGCGCCGGGAAGCCCAGAAGCCGCCGAGGACUCAGGCUUCCAGCUGUUGGACCUGGUCCACGAGGAAGGAGACCCAGAGGCCGCCGCGAUCUCUUGCAAAACAUCUGACCCAGAUGUGAUCCUCUGCAAUUCUGUAGAGUUGAUCCGUGAGCGGUUGACUGUAUCUGAAGAUGGACCAAGAGUUGGGUACCAGGAGGAACAGAAGGACAACUAUGUGUAUGACAUUUACUAUUUGGACAUGGCCACUCCAGGAUGGAUUGAGAACAUCCUCUCUGUGCAGCCCUAUAGCCAAGAGUGGGAGUUGGUGAAUGAUGACCAACAACCAGAGGAUAUUUAUGAAGAUGAAGAUGAUGAGAACAGUGAGAAUAAUUGGCGCAAUGAGUACCCAGAGGAGGAGAACAGUGAUGGAGAUGAAGAUUCCAGAGUCUCUGAUGAUUACAACAGCCUCAGUGAAGAAGAAGGAGACAACAGAAGACCACAGAUGUGGAGCAAAUACCCUUUGGAUGUGCAGAAGGAGUUUGGCUAUGACAGCCCCCAUGACCUGGAUUCAGACUGAUGAUCCUGUGAUAUCCAUGAGGUUCUACCACAGCCCCUGAGGGUUC